GGAAUUAACCCCUUGGGAGCAAGAAUAUUUGGAGGAGAUGUACGAGCAAAAGGAGGAGUAUGAAAGACAACUCAAGAUCAUGGAGGAAGAGCAACAAGAGGAGGCCGAAGAGAAGCUCCGAGAAUCAAGCGAACGCGAGGCCAAGCGUAAGGAGGAGAAAGUUGCGAUCAACGACUUAGGCCCACCUAUGCCUGACGAUCAAACCGAUGAUACACACAUAGACGUCGAAGAAACAGAGGUAGUCGAGGUAAUUGGUGGCGCAAUCAAGCGCGCGGAUGUUGUCGAUGGUGAGGUCUCGGCCGAGUUCAAAGAAGCCAAGACCGAAGGAGACAAAGAGAUGGGGGAGGUUCGAGAAGGGGAUGAAGAGGGCGUACAUGAGGAAGUUACGUUCAUAGUCCUAGAUGUCGAAGAAGAUGUUCCCGAUGUUUGGAUGGUCGAGGAUGAAUCCUUGAGGACAAGGAAAGUCUCGAAGAGGAGGGGAAUGAUACGGAAGUGGGUUUCGAACCCCUGCGACAAGAAGGGCCGAGAGCCAAGAGGACUCGAGGAGGCUGAAAAUAGGGCCAAAACGAUGCAAGCAUGGCUUAAAAGACGGGUACGAGCGCGUAUGCGGAUGGGCUUGGAUCGAAGAGUGCAGGGACGUGAUGCACGAGCGCACGAAGCGGUUAAUGAGGGUCGUGCAUGGAAAUGCGCAAGGACACGCAAGAAGAUGGUCUCGAGGCUAGCAACACUCACACGCAAGAAAGA
Molecule: messenger RNA, 744 nt
Organism: Striga hermonthica
Lineage: Eukaryota; Viridiplantae; Streptophyta; Magnoliopsida; Lamiales; Orobanchaceae
Source: the annotation of a GenBank genome assembly